AUGGCAAAACUGGAGCAUUUCUCUCAUUCAUGCCCCUUAACCUCGCCGGACAUCAUAUCUGAUGGCAUCUGCAACAUUUGCUUCAAAGAAGAACCUGUCGAAUUCGCCUGUAAGCCUUGCAAUUUCGAUUUAUGUAAUUCUUGCUCCAAGCUUCCGCAGAAUAUAUCACACGAUUUUCACACAGAACAUCCUCUAGAGUUUUGUCUAUUCCAAUAUGAUCGAAAACCUGGAUACCUGAUCUGCUCUGCGUGUGGUAACAUGUCUUCUUGCUCAUUCUACGAGUGUAAAGAAUGUGAGAUCUGUCUUGAUCUUGGUUGUGCGCUCUUGAAUAACAUCGUCACUGGUUGGGACUUAAGAGAAAUGCUUCAUUACAGCCAUGAGCACUUGCUUAGAAGGUGUAGACCAGGACCAGACGCUAGAGGCUCUUGUCUGCUUUGUGAGCUUCCUCUUUCUCCUUCCUCGAUAUGUUACGGUUGCCUUUACUGUUACUCGUUUUUCCAUGAGCGUUGCCUCGAUCUUCCAACAGAGAUUCAACACCCCGUGCAUGCGGAACACCCGCUUAGACGCCUUGAUUACUUAAGAAGUGGUGGUCGAACAGUUUGUAGUGCUUGUAAGGAUCAAAUUUACAGUGUUCCGUUUAGUUGCUUAGAAUGCAAUUUCGACAUUCACAUUAGGUGUGCGGAUUCCUUGUUGCGCGGUUUGAUGCACAAGUCUCAUGAGCACAAAUUGUUUUAUGUAUCUUCAAAUGCUAAACAUUUAGUAAGAGGAGAUCCUUGUCAAAUAUGCAUGGGAACUGCAGCAAAUUCACUCGGUUUUUAUUACUACUGCAUCAAAUGUGAUUUGGAUUUUCACUUCGAGUGUCUUGGGAUACCCGAGUCAAUCUUCAAGAGAUCAUGUCAUGUUCAUCCGCUCGUGUGUAAAAUAAUCCCACAAGAAGAUGAUUCUUUGGAGUAUUGUGGCGUUUGCGAGACAAUGAUACACGCAGGACAUCAUGUGUAUUCGUGCCAAGUAUGUGAUUUUCUUGGUCACAUUGAAUGCAUUCUUCGUGAGGAAGAGCCCUCACCGUUGUACUUGAAAGAACUGUAUUCUUGUGGUGAAAACGUCAAAAGAACAACAUAUUGUGAAACCAACAAAAUAGAAAACAAACUUACGGUUAAUGAUAUCGGACAUAUUCAUGUGAUGAGAGAUGCGGACAUGUGUGAGCUUCGUCAGGAAGAAAAUUGCGACAUAUGUAAAUCAGAUAUACUUGGUAGUCCAUGGAAAUGCGAGACAUGCAGCUUCCAGACACACAGUUUCUGUGCAGAGUUGGGGAGACCAUCAAGACAUCGGUUUCAUUGGAACCACACAUUGACACUCUUGCCAAACCCCCUUGCUCGGGAUAUGAUGAGUUGUGACAGCUGCAGAGAAGAUAUAAAAGGGUUCAAUCUGUUUUGUCGAAUAUGCAGUUUCGUCAUCCACGUCAGUUGCGCCAUGAAAGGUAAACGUUUUCUUGGGAUGUUAGGGCCCAAAGUCGUUGGAACAUGGAGAGGACGUUGCUUGAAAGGCAAGCAUAGUAUGGUCCAAGUUAUGUUCUCGAGGUCGAAUCAAAUUGUUUGUGAUAUUUGUCAAGAGAAGGUGUCUGGGAAAGCUGUUUCAUGUACGCAAUGUGAAAAUCUUUAUCAUUUUCGGUGUUUUGACCGAUGCCAUCGUUCGAAAAACCUGAUCGAUGACAGUGAUUCUUCUUAG
Molecule: messenger RNA, 1725 nt
Organism: Arabis nemorensis
Lineage: Eukaryota; Viridiplantae; Streptophyta; Magnoliopsida; Brassicales; Brassicaceae
Source: the annotation of a GenBank genome assembly